This is a messenger RNA of Photinus pyralis (common eastern firefly), 1519 nucleotides long. Its product is annotated as gustatory receptor for sugar taste 64f-like. Gene Ontology annotation, biological process: detection of chemical stimulus involved in sensory perception of taste; sensory perception of chemical stimulus. The transcript is spliced from 8 exons. Bases 8 to 1240 code for a protein of 410 amino acids. Gene Ontology annotation, cellular component: membrane. The record is from RefSeq and is a predicted model, not a curated record. NCBI's taxonomy places the organism in Eukaryota, Metazoa, Arthropoda, Insecta, Coleoptera, Lampyridae. Gene Ontology annotation, molecular function: taste receptor activity.
CAGUUCGAUGGAUUACAGAAAUGUUCCUAUGGCCUCCCCUAUGCCGCAAAAUUCUCCGAUUUACAACCUUUUUAUAUUACUAUUACGCGUAGGGCAAUUAAUAGGGUUAUUUCCUUUACAUUUUUCUCGAGAACGUGGCACCCCUGGUGUGAGAUUUCAAUGGAUUUCGUAUAAAACUGUAUAUUCCGGAGGAGUUGUUAUCUUGUUGAUAUUUGUAACUGUCUCAUGUUACAUUACUGGUUGGCUUGUGGAUGAUGGUUGGACGUUUAGGCAUAUUUUGAGAACUGUAUUUUACACCUCCAGUAUGUUUACUACAAUUGCUCUACUUAGGAGUACUAGACGAAUACCAAUGCUUAUGCAAAAGUGGAUGGACCUUGACUAUUUGCUGGGCGCAAAGUAUGGGUACCCACCGCAUGCGAUCAGAUAUACAAAAUGCGCGAUUAUUGUAACAUUCUUAUGUUGCUUGGGGCAGAUACUCCUUUUUUCGUUAUAUACCCUUCAACACGUCAAAGUGAAGGCAGUUUCCAGAAACAUAACAUACCAUGAAAGGUUGUACUUUAUCGCGAUUUUUCCACAAAUUUUUGAACACUUGCCAUACAAUUUGCUUCUUGGACUUCUGUGCCAGUGUUGCUAUAUGCUUUCCAUUCUUGGAAUGGCAUACCUAGACCUAUUAAUUUCGUUGAUAGGCUUAUUUUUCAGCUUCCGAUAUCAACAAAUUACCAAAAAAUUAAGAGCCGUUGUGUGGAAAGUAAAUCAACCGGAACCAAACCCGACGUUUUGGAAAGAUAUUCGGGAAGAUUACAAUCGUAUUUGCGUUCUUGGUUGCGAUAUCGAAAAUAUCAUUACUAAUUUGAUAUUUGUAUCAUACGCCUGCAACCUACUAUUAUCUUUAGUAUAUCUUCGCUAUAUCACAGUCAUACCAGGAUUCACCACCGAAAAAGUAUAUAAUAUAGUAUGUUUUGCGGUGUAUGCCACGAAAAUGUUUCUCACCUCUGUUUAUCUAUCCAAGGUAAAUGUGACCAGUCUAGAAGCAAGCAUUCCGCUAAAUUCCGUUUCAACCAGGCAAUACAAUGUUGAAAUUCAAAGGUUACUUCAACAGAUAAACGGCAAUUGUGUAGCUUUUACUGGGAAUAAAGUAUUUAGGGUUACCAGGCACAUUGUGCUACACAUUUUUGCAAUCAUGCUCACGUAUGAAUUAGUCUUGGUACAAUUCUCACAACUCAACUUUCACAUUCACUAGGAGCUAGUGUGAUGUGAAACGACGCAUCACUGGUUUUUGGAAAGAUUGGAUUCUAUAUACGCUCUUUAAAAUAAUUAUAUUUUCAUGCAUAUAGUGCGAUGAAAUCGUUAAGAUGCUUUUACACACUCUAUGGUAAUAUAGGUAGUUAUAAUAUUGUUCGCAAAAAUCUUACAAUGUAAUGACCUGAGCCAAUCAAUAAGCGAUAAAAAAAUCGUAACCUUAUCAGUAUUUUAAUAUCGGAAUGAAAACCUGUUAUAGGUAAUACGUAGUUGAACUAUU